Messenger RNA from Cylindrotheca closterium, 1140 nucleotides. Lineage: Eukaryota; Bacillariophyta; Bacillariophyceae; Bacillariales; Bacillariaceae. The record is from the annotation of a GenBank genome assembly.
AUGGGUGUCAAAGAUGGUGCUGCAUAUUGUCGUUCAUCACAAGGCUUUACACACACAGUCAAGUUGAUUUGCACCCGCCUUAAUGAUAAGUUUCCCGUAGGUGGUCCUCACAAUCCUGGUGUCGGUGUCAAUCUCUCGUGUUGGCUCGUAGCUGCUCUUAAGCACAAUGUGUUCCUCAUGCAGAAAUGGGGUCGAUUUGGAGAGGCUCUAGUUGGAAUUCUUGUCAAAGCUGUCGCUAAUAACUUGAAGCUAGAUAAACAACCGGCACUUCUCCCCACACUCUUACUUUGUGGCGGAGGAGGUUAUGUGGCAUUUGAGACUCUGACUUCAAGGGUCGAUACAGUAGCAUGGCAGACUGGAGAAGAGGGACUGGAUCUAAUCCGCGACUACUUCCCCAAGAUCACUGAAGACUUCUUUACCUCAGUCUAUGGUAUCCGGGAUUCAAGUAGAGAGAGGUGCAGCCGACAUUUGCAAGGUGGAAGUUUUGAUCUGGAGCAUCUGAAUCUUUGCAGCAAUAUGGAACCAGACACAGAAUCGAUGGUUGUGAAAUCCGCAUGUGCGCCAUGUACCGGUAUACUGUCCAAUCGAUGUGCUGUCAAGCUUGCUGAAGAUAUUCAUACACUCCUUGGGGCUCCUGAAAGUAGAUGCGACUGUGCAGCUGGUGCAUUCUGCUGCGCCCACCGCCGGGCCCAAUUCUUGCUGAUGUACAUUAUUCAGAAGUGCGAUGAUUGGGAUUUCGCAACUCUGGUAAGGAAAAUGCCAGAACCAAUCCAUAGGAUUGUAUCAUGUGCGAUUGCAGUAUCAUAUUGUCACCCAAGCAAUGAUAAAGAAGAGGCAGCAAGGGAGAGAAAGAUCCGCCAGAAAUGCCUAGACAAGCUUUUCUCACAACUCAAGAAGGCAGAUGGGAAUGAUGAAGAUGAGGAUGAGGAGGAAGAAAACGAACGGUUUGAGUGGGAAGAUGGAGUUCCAUUGGCUAACCCUGGGUGCAAAUUCGUCGUAUCCAUUGUAUCAGGUGGUGCUACUGUAGAAGUGAUCAAGGUCACCGCUCUAUUCCUGGCGGAAAUGGAGGAAAGGGAAAAGAUAACUGGUCGAACACAGAAGCACAGUAACGCGAUGAUGCUGGAGGAAUUUGCGAAGUAG